CAGGCUCAGACACACCUCCUCUCUCAGCCCAGAUGAUGACACUGCCAGAGCGGAGGAGUCAGCUUCCGACCGGAGAUCUGGAGGCGAACUCGCUCACUACGAUGGAGGACGGCGUCAUGGCUCUUCGGCGCGGAUAGCUGCAGGUGCUGACGUUUAACAGCUACAACCACACACACAAACACACACAUACCAGAGCGUCGUAGAAGCCCCGGAUCUCAGGCAGUCCAUCGGACCAGGGCUCUUAUGAGACGGCUGUGUUGAUCUUGAAUCACACUGCAUGAAGCCUAGGGGAGGUUCUCAAGGAUGACACGGACACACCCACCUGAUAUACUGGUAUCCACUCUAUAUCAGGACAUCAUACCCUCCAACCCCAUCACUGGGCGCUCCAUUUCUCUCCGUUCCCCCCAGCAAUGUGACCUACAAAUGAUUGACAAACCGGAAAUCAUUAACAAAAGGCACUGCCGCAGCUUUGACUUUAUCGAGUCCCUUGAUGACCCAAAGUGCGUCUCUUCCUCCAUGGAGUAUCCGUACACGACGGCAGGACAGCACCAGAUGCCGGCCAAGGAUGCCAUGUGGAACAGCCUCGACCAACCGGGGCACCUCCGCUUCUCGUCCCCCGACCUGUUCAACGCCCGACAGGUCCAGCAGCACGUCAGCCACGACGCCCCAAGCCCCCCCGCCUGGUCCGGUUCCAAGAAGAAGACCCGGUCUAAAAGUGCCCCUCGCUUGAAGCCCACCCUCAAGCCAGUGCCCAUCUCGGUGUCCCCGCCGGGAAGCAGGAAGAGGAGGGACAUUCCCCGCGCCGUGUCGGAUCCGGUGAGGACGGUCGAUUCUCACCGCGAGUCCUACUCUUCCAACCGGGCCUAUUUGAAUGACGUCCACCCCAUUAAGUUGCAGCCUCACUCUCCCCUCUACGUCUCGGACUGUUUUGAGGAGCAGAAACCGGAUAAACCAGCCAUUGCUCCCCAUGUCAGGUGCCGCGUGGACAUUAAGCCGGACGCGGCUGUCCUCCAGCACACCGCCUGGCAGGUUCCCAGUGUGAGACCUGAACAACCCUAUCAGAGGUACUCCCACUCCAGCAGUAGCAGAGGCUUGUAUGUACCCCGCCAGUUUGCCUCCUCGCCAACGCCCACUCCUAGCGAGUGUUACAGUCAAGACUUCCGACCAGGGUUCCACCCUUUUACCACCAGUGUUUCCCCCAUCUCAUACCAGCAUCUAGACCCGCACAGAAUGCCGUCCCCGACGAUACCAUACCUAAGUAGAGAGCAACGAGCAUACUCCAACCCUAACAUACCCACAAAAUUUUUCUACACAGAGGACCCUGUCAGAUACCCGGUUCAUCCGUAUGGGAGACCAUACUUUCAGGACGACCAAGUGAGUCUUACCAGCCACGGCAGCACUAUGACCAGUCAGUACGAUCCGAGGACUCGGUUGGCGCACACCCUUCCAGUCAGGCCCUAUUACACAGAGCAUCCUGCUCUCAGGGAGCCCAUGCAGACAGUCUAUGGCAGACCCUACUCCACCAGUGAGGCGGGAUCCUACUUCUCCCAAACACCCCUAUCCAGACAUUACCACGAGGAGGAUCCCAGGAGUCCGUAUAACCUAAACGGCUCCAGGGUUAUUUAUUCAAAACCGUUUAGCCCCCCGGCUGAACAAUACGUCCCAGCGAGGCCAUACUACACAGAGGGCCGACGGCCGGUGCGGAUCCCCCAGUCUUAUUCCGACGACGUGUAUCGCUCCAGUAUAUCUUCCUACUCCAACCAGUCCUUCAUGCAUACACCACCGACAGUAAGGCAAGAACCCUGGUUCGCAAACGGUUGCAUGGAGCCGACUAGGCUCGGUGUUGAAGUGAAAAAUCACUCCAAGUCCUGGGACAACCUUCUGAACCCACGCUAUGAAAGAAGCCGGGAGCAGUCAGUGCCCCGUGGACGCAGCUAUGAGAACUUGUUCUACCAGGGAAGGCAUAAGGCCCCGUCCGGUGUCACGGCUCAGCCAGUAAUCCUUAACCUGUCCAGCUCCCCUAAGCGCUAUGCUGCCCUUUCCCUCUCGGAAAACUCUUUGGAUCGGGGUUCCAGCAAUCCUUGGAAGAACUCAAAGAGUGGGCUCUGGUUUGUCACUCCGGAGAUCACCAUCACAGACAAUGACAUACGGGGGGGCAACAGGAAGCUGCGAGACGUUCACUCAGUGAGCUGGGAAUCGGACCACGAGAAGGUACAUGCUUUGUCCAGAAGAGAAAGUCAUCUAGAAGGGAAUUCUCCCACACCAGACAUCGCCAAAGACUUUAAACCCAAUAAUUUCUCCCUCCAACAGAGUCUUGAACAAUUGGACGAGCUGUUAGCCGACCUUGUUGUAGACUACAAACCCCCCGGCAGUGGUAAGUCAAGCGAAGGACUUCUGGACCAGCUCAAACAAUUGAUCAGUGAAGAUGACGAAAAAGACAGGGAAUCUUCCGGUCUUCAGAACCUAGGAUUCCUUAACAUGCAGCUCCCGUCCAGUAAAUCCAGCCCAGACACGGUGAAAGACCCGGACAGCGGCUGUGAUGGCUUACAGAGGAGUGCGGACGGAUGUUCUCCAGACCACAGCACAGACGACGACAAUGAUACGAUGGUCUGCUCAAACAGGAACUGCAAGCGGAUAGAGACUCUGUUCAACGCGUGCCUGUACUUUAAAUCCUGCCACAGCUGCUACACGUUUUACUGCUCCCGGAACUGCCGCCGGGACGAUUGGGAGUCUCAUAAAGGGAACUGUUUGUACGGCCGCAUCAGCAGCAUGUGUCGACACACGCUGAAGUUCUGCAGAGAGAGCGCCGAGAUCCAUAAAGCCUUUUCCCGCCUCGCAAAGGCGGGCUACCUUUCUCGCGGCCGCGGAGUCCUCUUCCUGGGCUUCGCCAAUCCAGGGACGGCUGACAACUUCCUCAAAGUUGGGCUGGAGUGUCUUCUCAUGUCCCCGACGUAUCUUUCCCUCAGGGAGCUGGAUGGCUUCAAGGACAACCUCGGAGAGUACUGCAAGGAACUGCAGCACUCGGGCAACGAAUAUGACCCCAAUGAAUGUUUCCUUCUGAACGUUUCGAUAGCCGUGGGUGAACUCUCGCCCAAAGUACCGUCCCCCAGGGUCCCAGCUCCGACAGUUCGUAAAUAUGCAAAGGUGUCCUUGGCCUCCUCCAGUCCGGAGAAAAAGCUAUUCAAAAAGGACAGCGAGAUGGAGACCCUCAUUCUCACCCCUCCCCCCGGCACACCUGACAUUGAUCAGGAGGGGGAGGGGGGGAGGAAGGCAAGAGAGGUGUGCUUUGUCAACAUCCAGCGUCAGCUCAGAACCAGAGGAGUGUUCCUCCGCCACGAGUAUCCCAAGAUCUACACCCAGCUCUGUGAGUUUGUGGAGAGAAACCAGAGGUUCACCCCCACCACAAUCUAUCCCAUCGAUAAGAGGACAGGAAGACAAUUUAUGUGUAUGAUCAUGGCGGCCUCCGAGCCCAGGACCUUGGACUGGGUGGGAAGCCCCAAUCUUCUAGAUGAUAUUAUAUAGCUUAAUGCUAUACUUUAUAUGAUGCUAUGAAGUAUGCUAAAGAUGUCAGAUUCACUUUGUGUACAUACUGUGGAUAUUUCCAAUAGUUUUGAGGGUUAUAGACCAGAUGUCUCCUUGUUUUUCAACGAAAACAACCGGAGAAACACAAAUUCAAACACUUGACACCACAUGCUGCAUUUGCUUUGUUUUGAACCUGUAGCACGGGAAAAGAGUUUUUAGCUUGCAUGUCGACUGAUAUAUUUUAGAUCUGAUAAUUGAGGCGUUCAGAGAUCUAAACAUGUAUAUUCGGUGUCUUGGGCGCUAUUGUAUGAAGCACACAUUAUGUAUAAGCUAAAUGAGGCACGGCACAUCUUACAUUACUACAGUCACUGUCUUUUGUUUUCUCUCUAUCAAAUGGUGUAUCCAAAACGUAUAAUUGUACCUUGUUACAGUGGCUGUACUAUUGCAACUGUUCAGUAAUAGGCAAUUUAGAUAUUAUCUCCAAAAUAUAUUUGUGUAAGUUUUUAUUUAUCUUAUUGCUAUUUUAGUUUUUUUGUUUAAUAGAAAAAAGGAAGACGCGUGAAGACCAGCCAAUUUAUUUCCUACACAGUUUUGGUUGACACCUUUGAUCACAUGACCAGAAUUGAUGUCAUUUUUGUGUAUCUCACUUAGUUUGAAAGUGGCCUUUAGUCAAAUUUAUUUUUAUUGACACAAAGCAAUGUAUCAGCUAUCUCUUAGAUCCUGACUGCUCUUGGCUUAGGUAAUGAUCGGCAAUUGGUUAAUUAUUUGCUCAAAGCAUGUUAUUUAUAUUCAGGUAUUUUAAUAUCAGUAAAGCUAAUAUUCAAAUAAUUAAGUUCAUAGUAUAUUUUCAUUUGAUCCUUGGAAACAAAGUAUCUAUAUUAUAUUUUGAAAUGUUUGAACAGGAUACCUUAUCAUUGCGUUAUAACAAAGUUAUAAACCAUAUGCAAUACGAAUAGGAAAACCUUAUCAGAGCAACAUAAUCACAUGCUAGGAAAAAUGCUAUUUUAUUAAAGACAUUGAGAAAUUCCUCAAAGCGAGGAGCUUCAACAACUUUGUUUGCACUAAAAUGUAAAUCAUAGAAUAUGAAUGUUUCUAAUGUAACUGCAGUUCCCUUAACCAAGAUUGAUAUUGUGAUUAUUUCCAUGGUUACGCUUGAAUUUACGGUUGCUAUUUUUCUUCAAUAUUUAUCUAUGUGCAAAACCUCCCCCUCUAUUUUGUGAUGUUUAUAACCCAUAUAUAUAUAUAUAAUAAUAAUAAUACAAAUAAAUGGAAUUCAGAGACUUGUCA
This is a messenger RNA of Gadus morhua (Atlantic cod), 4809 nucleotides long. Its product is annotated as un-named hu7912. Lineage: Eukaryota; Metazoa; Chordata; Actinopteri; Gadiformes; Gadidae. The coding region runs from base 304 to 3522 and encodes 1072 amino acids. The record is from RefSeq and is a predicted model, not a curated record. Gene Ontology annotation, cellular component: apical junction complex; plasma membrane. The transcript is spliced from 2 exons. Gene Ontology annotation, biological process: cell-cell junction organization.